Molecule: messenger RNA, 264 nt
Organism: Gaeumannomyces tritici R3-111a-1
Lineage: Eukaryota; Fungi; Ascomycota; Sordariomycetes; Magnaporthales; Magnaporthaceae
Exons: 2
Coding region: 1-264 (87 amino acids)
Source: RefSeq, a predicted model, not a curated record
AUGCCAUUACUGCCACUCACAGGCGCGCAUGCAGGCCCCUUUCCUCGACGUGCCGCGUCCUGCUCGUGUCGUGUCGUGUCCGUGUCUGUCUCGCGGCCAGCUGGUGAUCAACAAAUUGCAGGGCUGUCCAGGCGUGCUGGGGGCUGCUGCCGCCCUGACAGGGGUGCAAGCUCAACUCCUCCCCAUCAGUGCCACCCUUCCGGCUCCGAGAGAUUGCCGCGGCAUCCACAUGCUCGCUCGCUCAUGGUCGUAGGCAGCUGCUGA